AGUGAGGAGUACCGGCGCCGCCGCCACACCAUGGACAAGGACAGCCGAGGGGCGGCAGCCACCGAGCACCGCUUCUUCCGCCGUAGCGUGAUCUGCGACUCCAACGCUACGGCCUUGGAGCUACCCAGUUUGCAGCCCGCAGCGCCCUCGGCCCCUGUCUCGGGAGGCAGCGCCGCUCCGUUGGUCUCUCCUCCUGAGUGUGCCAGCCGGACCUCUUGCAUCGCUGUCAGCGCCGUCCAGGCCCCCUCGCUGCUGCAGCAACCGCCGCCGCCUGCCCCGCUUCCCGUCGAAGGACAGUCUGCUCAGGAGACCCCUGCCGCCAAGGAUGCCGCCCCACUGCUGCCCAAGGAGGAGGAGGAGGACGAGGCAACUGCGCUACCUCCCACCAGUGCCGCUGGCAGCGCGUCAGCUGCCAGCCGUGAAUUUGAGGAGCGGAGAACACAGCAGGAAGACAUUGAAGAGCUUGAGACCAAGGCAGUGGGCAUCUCCCCUGAUGGCCGCUUCCUGAAGUUUGACAUCGAGAUUGGAAGAGGCUCUUUCAAAACUGUUUACAAAGGGCUGGAUACGGAUACCACUGUGGAAGUUGCCUGGUGCGAGCUGCAGGGAAAAUAAAUAAAAAUUGAUCGGAAGCUGUCCAAGUCAGAGAGACAAAGAUUUAAAGAGGAAGCUGGGAUGCUGAAAGGGCUUCAGCAUCCUAAUAUUGUUAGGUUCUAUGAUUCCUGGGAGUCUACAGUCAAAGGAAAAAAGUGUAUUGUUCUUGUGACGGAACUCAUGACAUCUGGAACAUUGAAAACGUAUUUGAAAAGAUUUAAAGUGAUGAAAAUUAAAGUACUACGAAGCUGGUGCCGUCAGAUACUGAAAGGCUUACAAUUUCUACACACGCGCACUCCUCCCAUUAUACAUAGAGACUUAAAAUGUGACAAUAUCUUCAUUACUGGCCCCACUGGAUCAGUCAAGAUUGGAGACCUUGGUCUGGCAACCCUGAAACGAGCUUCUUUUGCCAAAAGUGUGAUAGGUACCCCAGAGUUCAUGGCCCCCGAGAUGUAUGAGGAGAAAUACGAUGAAUCCGUCGAUGUAUAUGCUUUUGGGAUGUGUAUGCUAGAGAUGGCCACGUCUGAGUAUCCUUAUUCCGAGUGCCAAAAUGCUGCGCAGAUCUACCGUCGAGUGACCAGU
Molecule: messenger RNA, 1173 nt
Organism: Phaethon lepturus (White-tailed tropicbird)
Lineage: Eukaryota; Metazoa; Chordata; Aves; Phaethontiformes; Phaethontidae
Product: serine/threonine-protein kinase WNK1-like
Exons: 4
Biological process (GO): monoatomic ion homeostasis; protein phosphorylation; positive regulation of sodium ion transmembrane transporter activity
Cellular component (GO): cytosol; cytoplasm
Molecular function (GO): ATP binding; chloride channel inhibitor activity; protein serine/threonine kinase activity
Source: RefSeq, a predicted model, not a curated record